Penicillium antarcticum is the source of this 3786-nucleotide messenger RNA. RefSeq names its product AAA family ATPase peroxin 1 (gene pex1). Gene Ontology annotation, cellular component: cytosol; peroxisome; peroxisomal membrane. The transcript is spliced from 5 exons. The record is from RefSeq and is a predicted model, not a curated record. Bases 1 to 3786 code for a protein of 1261 amino acids. Lineage: Eukaryota; Fungi; Ascomycota; Eurotiomycetes; Eurotiales; Aspergillaceae. Gene Ontology annotation, biological process: protein import into peroxisome matrix. Gene Ontology annotation, molecular function: ATP hydrolysis activity; ATP binding.
AUGUUCUUCCGCUAUCACGAUACGUGGUCACGUAAGCAGUGUGGAGUCCGGGGUUCGUGUCUCUCCGAGUUCACGUUCCCCUCUCCCUCUCGCCCUUUGGUAUUCACGACAGUUCAGCGCUUACAGAUGGCGCCCAAGAAGCCUGCGGCUACGGCCGAAGUUGCCCUCGUUCCUCUCAAGAACUGCCUCGUCAAUCUACCAUCGUCACUGGUCGCUCUGCUGGUCAACGCAAACACGACUGCCCAAAAUGUGAUCAUUGAGCUACAAUAUAAGUCGAACUCCGCGAAGGCCAAUGGAGCUCCCCGGCAGCAGUCAUGCUUCCUCGGGUGGACUGGUAUGCCAAGCAAGCGUCGGCUUGCGCCGGUCGUUGGAAGAGACGGUAUCAACGGUGGAUAUUCCAGAGAGCAGGAAGUGUCUACUAUUGAGCUGGAUACUACCUUCGGGCGACUUCUGGGUAUCACCGAGGGGCAAAAGGUCGGACUGUUCAUUCACCUCGAUCCACCUAUUGCGCAUACUAUCAACAUUGAGCCAUUGACACCAGAAGACUGGGAUAUUAUUGAACUCCAUGCGACAUUCCUUGAGCUCAAUCUCCUCUCACAGAUCCGCGCCCUACCGAAUCCUACAUACAAUGCUCCCCAAUCAGAGCAGCACAUGCACCCGCUUGCAUUGCAUCUAUCUCCCACGUCUACUGCAAAUAUUGUCGUCACAUCACUUACACCCGCUCCCUCAAACACGUCUCCCUUCGCCAAGAUAGCACCAGAUGCGGAAGUUAUUGUGGCGCCGAAGGUUCGAUCGAAGACAAGCAAAGGAUCUUGGACUGACAGUCGGAGUGCAGCUGGUAGCAGUAGAAGAAGCGCUGGAGGCAGGAGUGGCUCAAGCACCGUACGCCCAAAGAGUGGCCGUUCCGACUCGAGCACCCGCGGCUCUCUAUAUUUGAGAGGCGUUGAUAGGUCAGCUACCAGCCAGUGUUUCGAUGCGGAAAUCGAGGAGGAUGCGAAUGAAGGACUACGUGUUUGGGUUGACCCGGACCUGCUUGCAAGUCAUGAGCUGCGCGGGGCAACUUGGGCAUGUGUAUCGGUGGUUCAGCCAUCUGGUCUCAAGCCCCCACCUGAUCCCCAGCAACAACUUGCCCAAGCCGAGCAGCAGAAAUCGAAUGAUGCUGGGACCCCUUCAAUUAAGAUCGUGGCCAAGCUGCUUCCAUGGGAAGAAGCCCCCGACAAUCGGCAUGCGGCGAUGUCCACUUUAUUGUGCACGGCCCUUGGCACGGAGAACAUGGUCGGUGGAAUCGUUCGAAUUGAGGCAGCGCCCCCACAGCUGCAUAGGUCGGCUGUCAAGACACUCAAGGUUUAUCCAUUCAUCGCCGAUCCCUCCAAGAAACGAGAUGGUCUGAAGUUUGGUGCUGACACCGCGGCUUCUCGGGAUGCCCUGGCCGAGCGGCUGAAGGUUAUUUACGGAAGCACAGGGUCGGACGUUGGGCUAUUCUCUGGUCCUUUGACCGACGGGAUGAUUUUACCGAAAUCUGAGUAUCAUCCGUCGGUUUCUUCAUUUGAUGGCGCGAUUAUUCGCUUUGAUCCUCCCUUGAAAGGGAGCUCAGAUGACACAAAGACCAUGUUAGGAUGGCUGUUGGGCUCGGAAGCCAAGUUGAACCUCGAGGUUCAGGCUGAAAUUCCCAAGCCAUUAGACACGAGUUCAUCUGCACUGCCUAUGGAAGAUCCUCUUCCAGAGACCGCUCCUGAUCUUGUGGGAAUUGAUUCUAUCAUUUCUCAGUCUCUGAACAACCUGACAAAAUCAUCUUCCAUCCUGCUCACUGGUGGUCUUGGUGCUGGAAAAACAACACUUGCUCAGCUCCUGGCCCAUCGCUUAAGAAAGGACCAUCUUUCCAACGUCAAGUAUUUCUCUUGCCGUAAACUCGUUACCGAUGAGACCAGAAUUUCCAAUAUCAAGGAGACUCUGAACCGCCUGUUCAUGUCCGCAUCAUGGUGCGCACGCCUCGGUGGUCAGUCGGUUGUGAUUCUUGAUGAUUUAGACAAGCUUUGCCCGGUUGAGACUGAGUUGCAAGUGGGUGGAGACAAUGGCCGCAGUCGCCAAAACAGCGAGGUUAUCUGUUCUAUGGUCCGAGACUAUUGCUCCUUGAACUCUUCCGUCGUGCUACUGGCCACUGCUCAGGCCAAGGAGUCUCUCAAUAAUGUUAUCAUCGGUGGCCAUGUUGUUCGUGAGAUUAUUAACAUGCGUGCUCCCGAUAAAGAAGGGCGCCGCAAGGUUUUGGAGAAACUCACUAGCCAAGACAAGCCUACGGAGAACAUGAAUGGACAUGUCCGGACCACAAGCUCCUCGACACAGGACUCGUGGCUGGACCCUUCAAAUCCUGGAAGUCGCCCUAGCUCUUCCGGGGGCGAUGGUUUCGUCAUUGGAAGGGAUGUUGAGUAUCUCGAGUUGGCUGGCAAGACCGACGGGUAUAUGCCCGGUGAUCUUGUACUACUUGUUUCUCGUGCGCGUAAUGAGGCUCUCAUCCGCUCUGUCUCAGAUCUAACAGCAACAUCGAAGAUGAUCACUCUUGGAUUAGAGGACUUUGAGAGUGCUCUGAAGGACUUUACACCAGCGUCUCUCCGCAACGUUACUCUUACUUCCUCUACAACAACGUUUGCUUCAGUUGGUGGUCUCUUCGAAACCCGAAAGACCUUAUUGGAAACCCUUCAAUAUCCCACAAAGUACGCACCUAUCUUCUCCCAAUGUCCGCUGCGGUUACGGUCUGGCUUGCUUCUUUAUGGAUUCCCUGGAUGUGGUAAGACAAUGCUAGCUAGUGCAGUGGCUGGUGAGUGUGGGUUGAACUUCAUCAGUGUCAAGGGUCCGGAGAUUUUGAAUAAAUAUAUCGGAGCCAGUGAGAAGAGUGUUCGAGAUUUGUUCGAAAGGGCACAGGCGGCUCGUCCAUGUGUUCUCUUCUUCGAUGAGUUCGACAGUAUUGCACCUAAGCGUGGUCAUGAUUCCACCGGUGUGACUGAUCGUGUCGUCAACCAAUUGUUGACACAGAUGGAUGGUGCAGAAGGCCUUUCAGGUGUAUAUGUGUUAGCCGCAACGUCGCGGCCGGAUUUGAUCGAUCCUGCUCUUCUGCGUCCUGGUCGUCUAGACAAGUCACUGCUUUGUGGUAUGCCAACCCAUGAGGACCGUGUUGAUAUUAUUCGCUCAGUGAGCGAGAAACUUAAAAUGAGCGAUGAGGUUGCUUCUCGUCUGGAUGAAAUUGCUGCCGCAACUGAAGGAUUCUCUGGAGCUGAUCUGCAGGCUGUUGUGUACAACGCCCAUCUAGAGGCAGUUCACGACGCUCUAGGUGACCACUCUGGCGAUGGAGACAAGCCUGGUGCCAAGUCCAAUGCCGCUAAGAGCUCCAACAGUGCCUCUAGCAAAUCAUUCAUCCAGUUCCUCUACUCCUCUUCCGAGGAGGCAUCUGGAUCGGUCUCCAUGCCACCUCCAGCAGUGAUUUCAGCCAAGCUUGAGGCAAUUAAGAACUCGCGUCGUCGUCAGCGCCAGCUCGAGCAAGGCCCCGCUGCUGCAAAUAACGCCGCCGCGCCGGUGACUAAUGGCACCGAAGCACCUGCAGACGAGCUGCGCGAAGAUAUCAUUGUCCGCUGGGAGCACGUCGAGCGUUCUUUGGCUACCACGCGCGGUUCCCUCAGUCCAGCAGAGCGUAGACGACUCCAGGGGAUCUACCGGGAGUUUGUUGUUGGCCGAAAUGGCGAGAUGCCUAACGGUGAACCCGGCAAUGAGAUUGGUGGCCGGACAAGUCUGAUGUGA